Messenger RNA from Penicillium atrosanguineum, 1509 nucleotides. RefSeq lists its product as uncharacterized. NCBI's taxonomy places the organism in Eukaryota, Fungi, Ascomycota, Eurotiomycetes, Eurotiales, Aspergillaceae. The coding region runs from base 1 to 1509 and encodes 502 amino acids. The record is from RefSeq and is a predicted model, not a curated record. The transcript has 9 exons. Gene Ontology annotation, molecular function: mRNA binding. Gene Ontology annotation, cellular component: nucleus; cytoplasm.
AUGUCUUCCUAUCCCGAAUACCCCGAUUCUGACCGCGUCAAGCGAGAGAGAUCCCGUUCGCCCCGUCGUCGUUCAUCUCGCAGUCCCCGACGUAGCCGUCGCUCGUACUCUCCACGCAGUCGCUCUCGCAGCCGUGACGAUUAUCGCCCCCGUGAUCGCCGUUCACGGUCUCCGUUGAGUGCUUCUGGAGCUGCUGGACCGUCGGGAUCGCCGUACGGUGGACGCAGUGGAUACGCGCCGCGUUUCGAGGAUCGUACCGUCGCCAAAGAAAAUAUGAUGCAAUCAGUUCGUGAUUCGUCUCAGCAGGACCGCCGGGUCUAUGUGGGCAAUUUGUCCUACGAUGUCAAGUGGCAUCAUCUCAAAGAUUUUAUGCGACAGGCUGGAGAGGUUCUCUUUGCCGAUGUGUUACUUCUUCCGAAUGGAAUGUCGAAGGGAUGCGGGAUUGUGGAAUACGCAACGAGGGAGCAAGCACAACAAGCUGUCAACACGCUCAGCAACCAAAACCUGAUGGGUCGACUUGUCUACGUUCGCGAGGAUCGUGAGUCUGAGCCUCGUUUCAUCGGUGGUCCCCCCGUGGCGAUUUCGGCGGCCGCGGCGAUUUCGGAGGCCGUGGCGGCUUCGGUGGACCAGGAUUCGGUGGCCACCCCGGUGGUGGUGGUGGUGGUGCUGGCGGCGGCGGUCGCCAGCUCUAUGUGUCGAACGUUUCUUCCUUUCAAUGUGGGAUGGCAAGACUUGAAGGAUCUGUUCCGCCAAGCUGCCCAGCAGGGAGCUGUCAUCCGUGCCGAUGUGCACACCGACCCCACUGGUCGCCCUAAGGGAUCUGGUAUUGUUGCAUUUGAGUCCCCUGAGGAUGCUCGCAAUGCCAUCACCCAGUUCAACGGAUAUGAGUGGCAGGGUCGACCCCUCGAGGUCCGCGAAGACCGAUUUGCAGGCGGCGGUCCCGGCUUCGGCGGACGCGGCGGCGGCUUCGGUGGUCGCGGUGGCUUUGGCGGCGGUCCUGGCUUUGGCGGCCGUGGAGGCUUCGCUGGACGCGGCGGCUUUGGCGGUGGAUUCCGCGGUGGCUACGGUGGUCCCCCUGCCUUUGGCGGUGGUGGCUUCGAUGCCGGCGGUGGUGCUCCUCCUCCUGCUCCUGUUGCUUCGUCUCCCCCGAACCCUUUCACCGACUUUGCUACCUCUGCCGGCGAGAAGAGCGCUGUUAUCUACGUGCGCAACCUGCCCUGGUCCACCUGCAAUGAGGACCUGAUCGACUUGUUCUCCACUAUCGGCAAGGUUGAAAGAGCCGAGAUUCAGUACGAGCCUAACGGCCGCUCGCGCGGCACUGGUGUCGUCGAAUUUGAUUCCGCGGACACUGCAGAGACUGCAAUCGCCAAGUUCACCGGUUACCAGUACGGAGGUCGCCCUCUGGGCAUCACCUUUGUCAAGUACCUGAAUGCCGGCCCGGGACCUGAGGACAUGAACAUGAUGGAGGCUACAGAGCCCACUGGUCUCACGCAGGACCAGAUCAUGUAG